Molecule: messenger RNA, 930 nt
Organism: Naegleria lovaniensis
Lineage: Eukaryota; Heterolobosea; Eutetramitea; Acrasida; Naegleriidae
Exons: 2
Coding region: 1-930 (309 amino acids)
Source: RefSeq, a predicted model, not a curated record
AUGUCAAAACCAACACCAUCAUCAUCACUCUCUUCCGAUCAUUCCGUAAUCACGAUCGAUUCACCACAACAAUUCUAUCACAUGGUUCAUCAUCCAGAGUCGAUUCCAGAACAUUUUCAAGUGCAAAAUUUGAUCGGUCGCGUCUGUAAAGGAAGAAGAGAGAAUACAGAAGCCUUUCUUCAGCUCACCGAUGAUCCCUUGGAUAAAACAGCAUUCAUGUUCGGAGAGGAUGGAGUUGAAAGAAUUUUACAUAUUGCUGAAAAAUAUAAGAGGAUGAACGGUUGUCUUGACCAUUCAAAUGCAUCUUAUUCUUCAAAUAAUGAAAAUAGCACUCCCAACAAGACAAAAGCUUGUCAAGAUGGAAAAUUAGCGGAAGAAGAAGCUUUAGAAAUACUUCACUUGAUCGGUUUUGAAGAGUCCUAUGUCAAGGAAAAGAUUUCACACAAUGUUCGCUUUGAAAUGAUUGUUGUAGAACGAGAUUCUUUUUUGAAAAAGACAGGAGCUCUUAUUGAAAGAGCCGAUUGGAAUGGAGUUCACACAAUGGUCAAACAUUUAUUUCCAAAAGCAUUUCCUUACUUUGAUAAGUAUUUUGACGAAUUACAAACAACAUCAUUUGAAGAGAUUAGAAAACGUGCCGAUUUUGAUUUUGCAGAAGUCAGAAGAAGUGGUACAAGCCACCCGUUGUAUUGGUCUACUGAAGAAAAAUUCUUACAGAGCAUGCAGGAAAAGAAGAAAUUGAAGAAUGAAGAACCUUCUCUGAUUGACGUGAGAGCGUUUUUAUAUUUUGCAUGUGGAAUACGAGAAUUAUUCGCAGGAAAUGGUUACACAAUGACUGAAAAGGGAGAAGUAGCUCUCAAAGAAUAUCUUGUGGAGAAUGUGAAACGUGAAUUAUUUGAAGAUUGUUGCGUGGUGCUACACCUUGAUAUUUAA